AUGGAGUCAGAGGAUGAUCAAGUCUAUAUUCCUCAAGUAAAGAUUGAGCUGAAGCCUAGAUUACACCAAGAGUUUGAAACAGUAGAUGACGUUGCUAAAUUCUACAACAGAUAUGCAAAAGAUGCAGGUUUUAGUACUAGGAGCCAUACUACUGCCACUAGUAAGGACGGUACCCUACUUCUGAGGAAGGAAUAUGUUUGUUAUAAGCAAGGAAAUUCCAAAGUAGAAGGAGAAAAACGUAAGAGAGGGUUGCCAAAAGUGGGUUGUGAUGCGAGAAUCGCAGUUGUGAGAAAGAAGGAGUCUGGAAGAUAUGUAGUGUCUGUGUUUGUCGAGGGUCACAACCACCCAUUAACAAGCCCGAGUAGAGUACAUCUGUUGAGAUCCCACCGUGGUCUUUCAAAAGUUAACAAAGUUCUAUCAGAGCAAUUAAGCUUGGUAAAUGUUCAGAAACACAAACAGUUCGAUUUCUUUGGUGUUCAAGCAGGUGGCAUUGAAAACAUUGGUUGUAUCCAACGUGAUUUCUAUAAUUAUGGAAGAGCUUGUCGUCAACAGAAGAAAGGACAUGAUGGGGAUCUAUUGUAUAUGCAUUUUCAGAAUGAGAAAGAAAAAGAUUCUUCUUUUGUAUAUACAAUAGAAUCAGAUGAGGAAGAUAGAGUAAAACGAUGUUUUUGGGCCGACUCAAUUUCAAGACGAGCUUACAGCUUUUAUGGAGAUGUAGUUAUUUUUGAUACUACAUACAAUACAAAUCGAUAUGGGAUGAUUUUUGCACCAUUCACUGGUGUUAACAAUCAUGGGCAGUCAAUCAUAUUUGGUUGUGCAUUCUUAAACGAUGAGACUGCUGAUUCCUUUGUUUGGUUAUUCAAGGAAUUUUUGAAUGUUAUGCCAGGAAACGCCCCCAUGAUGAUUAUUACUGAUCAAGAUCCUGCCAUGACUAAAGCCAUUUCGGAAGCCCUCCCACAAACAUUUCAUAGGUAUUGCAGUUGGCACAUUCUAAACAAGUUUUCAGAGAAGCUAGAUGCGAUAAAAUAUCGAGACUACUACCAAGACUUUCAUAGCUGCAUAUGGAAUUCAAGUAGUAAAGAAGAGUUUGAUUCAAGAUGGAUUGAAAUUAUUGAGAAGAGUGGGGUUGAGUGA
Fragaria vesca subsp. vesca is the source of this 1134-nucleotide messenger RNA. Its product is annotated as protein FAR1-RELATED SEQUENCE 5-like. The transcript has a single exon. The record is from RefSeq and is a predicted model, not a curated record. The coding region runs from base 1 to 1134 and encodes 377 amino acids. NCBI's taxonomy places the organism in Eukaryota, Viridiplantae, Streptophyta, Magnoliopsida, Rosales, Rosaceae.